AUGUCCGACCUGGACGCAUCGGGCUCUUUCCUCGAACCUCCGUCAAUGGACGACGAGCACGAGGUCGACUCGCUACCUUCGGAACCUGACUCAGACGAUGUCACCGUUAGCGAGUUUGACGAUGACUCAGAUGCAGACCGAGAGUGGAAGGAGAGCCUGCAGCAACUAGAACUGCUUCUCUCCAUGGUAAUUGUACCAUAUAUUGGCAAAUAUUUUGGGCGCAAGUUUGCAUACUGGGGCUGGAAACGAUAUAUGGAGUACAACUUCCCCGUCGAAGUUGUUGUUACGAACAAGGCUGCUUUCAAAGGUGUUGGAGCAAUUGAGGCUGCCGCCUCCUUAUGA
Exophiala bonariae is the source of this 342-nucleotide messenger RNA. RefSeq lists its product as uncharacterized. The record is from RefSeq and is a predicted model, not a curated record. Lineage: Eukaryota; Fungi; Ascomycota; Eurotiomycetes; Chaetothyriales; Herpotrichiellaceae. Bases 1 to 342 code for a protein of 113 amino acids. Gene Ontology annotation, cellular component: mitochondrial outer membrane. The transcript has 2 exons. Gene Ontology annotation, biological process: protein insertion into mitochondrial outer membrane; mitochondrial outer membrane translocase complex assembly.